UCGGAGCCUCAAAACCAGCCGCUGCUUCGUGGCGUUAGCCCUUGGGAGCUGCCGAGCUCCCCGGCCGUGUCCUGGGCCCGCGCGUGCCCCUCCGUGCGGUCUGACCGGCGCUGGGAGCGAACAUCCCGCCGUGACCCCUUCCCUCGGCCGGGAGAUGCCGGGUCGAGAAGCACUGGAGAAAUGACAGGAUCGAAUGUAAAUAGAGAUACAAGUACAUAAGUAGCAUUGCAACAGAACUAGAGGUGGGUAAGGAGAGGUAUUUUGGUGCUCAUCAUCUGGCACCUUUUGCCAAUCACAUGCACCCUGCUCUGGGAAUGCAGCUUCUGGAAAACAAAAGAACACUACCAGUUGUUCCCUGAGUAUUUUUAGUAGGAGUUUGUGAGUAUUUAGAGAUUCGUUUUGCAAGAAGGAGAAAAAAAAAAGUAUUUGGUACAAAGUUUGCAUAUAUGAAUACAGGAAGAGUGCAUUUUCCAUCCAAAAAAGACAACUCCACAUGCACACAGAACACGGGUGGUUGAUCAUCUGCUCUGGUUAAAUUCAGAGCAGAAACACCCACCACCAUUUGACUGUGAUACUUGGCUCCAGUCAAUACAUGUAACGCUGCGCAGGAGGAAGAAAGCGAUGAUGAGCACAUCACACAAUGAACAGUAGCUCUUCUGACAGUGCUGCACCCCCAGAUGUUUCCCUUGUUUUACCAACAGUCUUUCAGGAAGGGGCUUGUAACCCCCUGGCAGGAGCUCGGUGGUUUGCGGGCUCUGGCCCAUCCUGCGGGGGUCGCGGCGGGCUGUGGCCGGAGGCUGCAGGAGCUGCGGGGCUUCCCGCAGCGCUGGCCCUGCCUGGCAGCCCUGCCUGGCUUUGUCUCGCCCUGCUCCACAGCUUUGGUGGCCAAGCUGUGCCCCUGGGAGGGGAGCAGGGCUGCCCCCCUGCCCGGCUCCGCUCCGCGCCCGCAGCUCGGCGUGGGGCAGCAGUGAAUGGUUCUGGUGCCCAUUAAGUGAGCACUGGGGACGACAGGCAGUGUUUUCCAGCACCGUUUGGUAGUCGAUUAUGUUUAUCUUACUCCUUUAAAUCUAAAUCACGUUGCCAGUAAUCGCAUGGUGUUUGUUUACUGCGCCUCCAGGACGUGGUGAUGUCUGCAUUUGAUAGGCUGUGCCUUACAAACCCACAAGACUGGAGUCACCGGAAGAUUAUGUAAAAAUAAAGGUGCAGAUACUCUUUAAGAAUAGGAAUGGGACCAGGCAUUCAAGAACAUCCCUUAUUACUGCACAGAGAGGCACAGAAAAAGGAAACCCAAAUCAAUGAAAACCACAAAGGAAUGGUAAAUUACAGUAAUGGAAAAAACCAUCCAAGCACCAAAGGCCUAAGUAAACCACUUUCUCAUGUGAAACCUUCUCCUGGAAGAUUAGGCAAAAAUGUAUCAAGUGCCAUUGAAAAGACUUCCCAUGACACUCAAGAUGGUAACCAACCAAGUAUUUUUAAGAAGGGAAGAAACCAGCUGGAUGACACUACUCAGUCAAAAAGGGUCUCGACUGUUUGCACAUCACUGCACAGAGCACAAGGACCAAAGAGGACUCUCCCAGAAAGAAGGCAAAAUGAAUCUUUUCUGCACAGGAUCCCUCCUAGCAUAAAAGGCAGCACACAAGGUAGCUACUGUAGGGUUAAAGAUGUCCCAAUGCAACAUUUCUAUUGCGGUAAAAAAGAACAGUUGGAACAGAAUCAUGAAGAAGAUAUUGCUGAAGCCAGUCCGUGCUCUUCUAAAUGGCAAGAAGCAUCUGUAGAUGAAAAGUUUCUUGAUUUUGAAUCAGUACAAAGUAUUAAAGAAGAUGCUGAAGAUGACAGUGCCAGUGAUCUCUCUGAUUCCGAAAGGAUUCCCAUUCCCCCAUCUCCCUGCACACCACCAGAACUCAUUCUCAGAGCUGAAGAAAUUGAUCCCGUUUGUUUGGAACACGUCCCUGAUAUGGGUUUUAAAGAAUCAGAAUAUUACUACCCAGACUUCCUCCCACCCCCUUUCAACUCAUGGGACUUGAAGCAACUGGCCAUCUUUGUUAAUGUAGAGGGUAAAACUGAAUUUCGACCAAAGCCAACAGGAUUUCUUGAGAAGUACAUUGAUCGCCUUUUGCAGCUGGAAUGGCUGCAAAUGCAGACUGUGCAGAACGAGAAGGGAAAGGCAGCCAAAGCCAGGCCACAGACUACUCCUGGUUCUAUCCGUACCCUAAAAAGUCCUGGCAAAGGCAAAGCAUUGCUCAGCCCUUUGCCCAACAAGCAAGUGGUUCCCCAAGAAAGUGUUACAAAGCUGCCCAGAAGCUGUUCAGGUCACAGGGGAAUAUCAUACUGUGAAGAAAGUCACCAGUUACAUUCUCAUCCAGGUCACUUGAAACUUUCUGAGAGGACAGGAUAUGCGCUGUCUUCUCUGCGACAAGCUGGUGAAGUAAGGAGUGAACUGAAAAAAAAACCAACUGUAAAGCAACAGCUUCUCAAUCUGCAGCCCUCUGAGAACAGUUCUAAAAUUCAAAGUGUUGGUAAUAUCAGACCCCCUAAGCAACCCCCAUUUCACGGUUCAGCUGCUCCCAUCAAAGGCUUAAAAACAUACGCCAGCACAAAUCCAAAGAAAAAUGGCAAUGCCAACAAUUAUGUUCCUUCUAAGAAACCAACAGGGGACAGGAAAAUAAAAACAAAUGGCACAAAGCAAACGUGCAAAUUUAAAUGAAGAAAAAUUCAUUAGUAAAUGUUGAUGCUUCUUGACUGCUAGAAAGCAUUUGGCCAAUGCAGAAGGGUCAUGUUUUCUUCAUAGGAAGAUCCUGAGAAAGUAUGUUCUCAAUGCAGGGUUCUCAGUCAGCACAGUUCAUUUCAAUACAUCUGAUCUUAAGCCAGCAAGGCCAGCAGGAAAUCUUUUCCCUGAAGGCAAGUGUCUUCCAUUGAUCUUUCCUCAAAGAUAAUUACAAGGGUUCAGUGAAAAUAAUAAUAGCAGAGUAUGAAAAUUUAGAGAAAUACGUAAUUACUACAUUUCCUCCUGUUUGCACCAGUUGAAGUCCAUUGAAGUCUGUGGUGUUUCUCAUGCUUACCUUGGUGUGUUUGAGGAAAUAGGAGCCAUGUUCUUGAGCAGAUGUGCAAUUUUGUGGGACAGGUUUGAUGGUGGUGGUUUCUGAUGGAAAAGGGCUCAACUGUUUUUGUAACAUAAUGGAGCAUGCUUAUCUAUGCAAAGUCAAAAUAGUUCUUCACAGAAGAUGACGAAUUGGAUUUUUUUAUGCAUUAGUUGUUUUUAGUUGUUUGUUUUCUUUUAUAUAAGAAGAAGGGAGACAAUGUUUUGAAAUAUUUUAAUGCAGAAAGGAUUCUUUUUAAGAUAAAAACUUAAUAAACAGCAGACAGCUUCAACACUGACAGAUUAAGGAAAUGGAAUGUGUAUUUUUAUACCCAGAAAUGUCCACUGUGUUUACAGACAGCUUUCCUUGAAGUUAAUUUUGUAAGCCUUGAUGGUUUUUGCCAUUUAGAAGGAAUGACCAAAUUUAAAAUUGCACAUAGAUAUUUAUGACUAAUGCCAAGUGAGGUUAUUACUAGAGACUCUGUGACCUAAUUUUCAGAACUGGUAGCCUCUCAAAACAAAAAUAGACUCUUAGUAGAUGAAUGUAAAGACUAUUGUAAGUUCAAGGAAAGAUAUAUUUUGAUACAAAAGAUAUCUAUUUUCAGUUACCUGAUAUGACUAUUAUUUAUCCCAUGGUCCAGUCUACUCCAGUUAGCUUGGCUUCUUGUUUAAAGAUUUAAGCAACAUGGAGAAAGAUCCUACAGAACGAAAUUGUACAGCCAGGUCUUUUCUCUUGUGUCUGUGAGAUACAAGAGAAUAUGAAGGAUAGUUCAGUGAAUAUUCAAGUGUCAGUUCAUCUGUUACAAUUUCAAAUCAAUCACAGGAGCUGGGGACAUGAUCUUGUUAAAGAUGGAAUUCUAGAGGAUGUUUCUUACUUUCAUUUUAAAAUUAAAUACUGAGCAGCAUUAACUUCAUCCUCAGUCACAGUGAACUGUUUAUGAGAAGUGAGCUGAGGUCUGAUGGACCAGAUUUUACAAGUGGAUCCUUCACAUUGUGGGAGAAAAUGAAAAAGUAGCAUAUACGAAAGGGUACAUUAUGUAUAUAGAUAAAUUGCACUUCUCUUGUUGAUCUCUUGGUAUUUAAGAUGCUUAGAUGUUUCUAUUCUUUCAUCGUGCCUACCAGAUCUUCAGCUUUCUAAAAUUUCAAAGCAUGGAUUUGUAGUAGUUUAAAAUGUGAGAAUGUUAAUAAAUGUAAUUGUAAACUAGAGUAUUUUACAGUACAUAAAAACAUUGCUCAGGAAUUGUCUAAGGAAUAUUUUUAGUGGUUUUUUCCUAGUCUACUGGAGACCAAAUGUGAAAUUUUAACUUGAUAAAGGAAACAAAUGUAAUGUGCAGUAUUACAUUUCCAUGUUCAGUAUUUGUGAGGUUGCAGUUAAAAUGAAUUGUAGUUGCAUGUACAUUCAGCUCUAUGCAAUUAAAGUGAAACUUAAUCUGACAUGCUUAAAGAUCAAAUAAAUUGGCUGUGUCAGAGGUAUGGUGAAAUUCAGAGGAUGGCAUUCAACACCAGCAACUGCAAAGGACCAGCACAUUCUAUUGUUGCUAUUUCAUCCUUUUGUUUUGUUUCAGAUUCAUCAUGUAUUUCAGCUUUUUUUGCCUUAUUUUAAAGGUAUUGUGUUUCUCAUUGGCAUUGGUGGGUUUUCUUCUGAAAAAUAACUAAACAGACCCCUCUGUCUGCAAAGGCUGGACCUCAGUUAACUAGAGAAUUUGCAGCCCAGCUUUUUGUGUUGGCGAUCAUGUGUUCCUAUUUAUUUGAAUUUUUGGUGGCUAUUUUUGCUAGUGAUUUCAUUGGAAAGUGAUCUUGUAGUUCAGAGUUACUGUAUAUUAUUAUAUUAAAAGUGAAAUACUGCCUGUGA
Molecule: messenger RNA, 4928 nt
Organism: Apus apus (common swift)
Lineage: Eukaryota; Metazoa; Chordata; Aves; Apodiformes; Apodidae
Gene: FAM217B
Product: family with sequence similarity 217 member B
Exons: 4
Coding region: 1226-2704 (492 amino acids)
Source: RefSeq, a predicted model, not a curated record